Mytilus trossulus (common blue mussel) is the source of this 1518-nucleotide messenger RNA. RefSeq names its product pyridine nucleotide-disulfide oxidoreductase domain-containing protein 1-like. The record is from RefSeq and is a predicted model, not a curated record. Bases 34 to 1506 code for a protein of 490 amino acids. The transcript has 14 exons. Gene Ontology annotation, molecular function: flavin adenine dinucleotide binding; oxidoreductase activity. NCBI's taxonomy places the organism in Eukaryota, Metazoa, Mollusca, Bivalvia, Mytilida, Mytilidae.
CCGGGAAUGUGUAAUGGCAGCGCCCAUUGAGCGAUGGAUAUUAAAAUUAAGUUUUACAAAUUCAUUGUUGUUGGGGGUGGAAUAGCUGGUGUUUCAUGUGCAGAGAAGUUAUCAUCAUUGUGUCCUGAAGAUGAAAUACUGCUUAUAUCGGCAUCAACUUUAGUUAAAACCAUCACUAACUAUAGAAAGAUCACAAAGGCUUUGGAAAGUUUUGAUGUAGAAGAAAGGCCAAUGCUAUCUGUUGAGACAGGAUGUCCAAAUGUUAAAGUUGUUCACAAAUAUGUGUCCUUAUUAGAAGCUGAUAAACAUAUUUUACACACAGCAGAUGAAACAAAGUACCAGUAUGGAAAGUUGUGCAUAUGUUCUGGUGGAAAACCUAAGCUUAUUGCUAAAGAUCACCCUCAUGUUCUCGGAAUUAGAGAUACACAGAGUGUAAAGGAAUUCCAGAAACAGUUAUCCACUGCCAGAAGAAUUAUAGUAGUUGGCAAUGGAGGAAUAGCUACAGAGUUGGUGUAUGAGAUUGAAGGUUGUGAGGUUAUCUGGGCCAUUAAACAUAAGAGUAUAUCCAGUACGUUUGUAGAUCCUGGUGCAGCUCAAUUCUUCCUUUCAUCACUCAAUAAAGACAAAUCAAAAGAAGAAGCUCCCUCAAAAAGAUUGAAAUACACUCUUGAAGAUGACAAAUCUUUAGCAAGUUCCACAACAAAAUUAGGAGGCGCUCUUGGUCCAGACUGGUCAGCUCAUUUACAUAUGACUGGCUCAAUGCAGACCUCCCAUCAAGUCCAUGUGGAGUAUCUAGUAGAAAUUCAGAGACUAUUAAGUCCAGAAGAACUUGAGUCAGCUGGUCUGUCAGAAUCUCAUGUACCAGAAAGUUUUAUCUGUGAUAAAAGUUGGCCUGUCUAUGUACAGUUAACCAAUGACAAAGUUUAUGGCUGUGAUUUUAUUGUUAGUGCUACAGGUGUAACACCUAAUACAGAUCCCUUCUUGACAGGUAAUCAGUUUUCAAUAGCUGAAGAUGGAGGAUUCAAGGUCAAUGAUCAUAUGCAGACGACAGUUCAAGAUGUGUAUGCAGCAGGUGACAUCUGUACAGUAUCAUGGGAACUAUCACAACACUGGUUUCAGAUGAAACUGUGGUCACAAGCAAGACAGAUGGGUGUAUAUUCUGCAAUGUGUAUGGUAGCCGACGGUCAAAAGGAGGACAUCCAAUUAGAUUUCUGCUUCGAACUUUUUGCCCAUUGUACAAAUUUUUUUAAUUACAAGGUGAUAUUGUUAGGGAGAUUUAAUGCCCAGGGAUUAGGCAAUGAUUAUGAAUUAUUAUUACGAGUAACCAAAGAUUUGGAGUACAUCAAAGUAGUGUUACAAAAUGGCCGAUUACAGGGAGCUAUUUUGAUUGGUGAAACAGAUUUAGAAGAGACAUUUGAAAAUUUAAUUCUAAACCAGAUAGAUCUGACCCCAUUCAAAGAACAUUUAUUGGAACCCAAUAUUGACUUAGAGGAUUUCUUUGAUUAAAAUUUUUAGCUU